Messenger RNA from Vigna umbellata (rice bean), 749 nucleotides. RefSeq lists its product as uncharacterized. Lineage: Eukaryota; Viridiplantae; Streptophyta; Magnoliopsida; Fabales; Fabaceae. The record is from RefSeq and is a predicted model, not a curated record.
GCCACCAACGGCUCCUUGGAAACCAAACACAGGGCUACUGUUUCUCUGUUACAGUACUUUCUUUCCACUGUGGUUGGGAAUGCUAUCAGAGAGACAACAACAGCAGCAACAAUCAUGGAGACUCCAAGUCACUGCCAAAGCCAACAACUUCAACUUACGAUUCAGAUUCGCCGCUGCAACUUCCAAACCCACUUGGAAUUUCUCCUUCUUCCGCCUCUCCAUUCUCCUCAAGUUUCCUAAAUUCGCCUUAAAAUUCGCUUCACACCCCACACAACCACCACACCGACCAGGAUUCUUCGCUACCAAAUUCAUGAAAAUUGUCCACAAACUUCGACCCAGAUUGCCCGGAAAGAAGGAAUCAAAUGUUUCAUAUCCAAAGGUUAAUCGUGUAACUUAUCAGGACCUACAUCGUGUUGGCUUUUGGGUUAUGGGGAUUCUAGCAUGUGUGGCUCGAUCUAUCAGCAAGAGUGGUGAGAGGGGAAUGUUGAUGCUUGGUUCUGUGUGGUAUUUGUUGCUUCUGUUCUGGAAAAUGAAGAUAGUGAAUUUAGUAGCAUUCUUAGUGGUGGUGGGAACGAUAUUUUAUUACUUGUUUUUUAAUUUUGAUUGUAAUUAUUGUUAUUGGGAGUACAUGGCAAGGUCAUGGAAUAAAAUGGUUAAUCUCUGGUAGAUAUGUUUCGUGUUCAUGAGGAAGCUUUUAAGGUUGCCUUAACAGAUAUGAUGUUCUUUUUACAGAAUAUGGAAUUCAAACU